This is a messenger RNA of Mollisia scopiformis, 2133 nucleotides long. RefSeq lists its product as uncharacterized. The transcript is spliced from 8 exons. Gene Ontology annotation, cellular component: nucleus. Gene Ontology annotation, molecular function: zinc ion binding; DNA-binding transcription factor activity, RNA polymerase II-specific; transcription cis-regulatory region binding. The record is from RefSeq and is a predicted model, not a curated record. Bases 192 to 2072 code for a protein of 626 amino acids. Gene Ontology annotation, biological process: positive regulation of transcription by RNA polymerase II. Lineage: Eukaryota; Fungi; Ascomycota; Leotiomycetes; Helotiales; Mollisiaceae.
AAGCCUUUCUUGUCAUAAAGGUUACAACAGAGUGAGUGAAAUAUGCGAGAAGCUGGGCCGCUACCACUGCGGAUCUGCAAGCGCAAGAAUCGCUCUCAACAUGGCCAAACAUCCCGAAGGCACUAUGCUUUGCAUCAUCUCAUUGGCAAAGGACCCGAAGCCGCAUCCCUUAUGUCAUACGUAUCUGACCCAUGGUCUACCAUAAAGGUCAAACAUUCCGGCUUGCCAAACAGUGCCUACCUGAGUAUAUAUUUAUCCCUCAUCCCGAAGCAGAAAUCGAUCCCGACCUCCUGCCAUCCCCAGAAUUGGCAAAUUGUCAGAAUAUGGGAAAGGCAAAAGAUGGUCCGUAUCGGCAUGCAUGCCACGAGUGCAAGAGUCGCCACCUGAAAUGCGAUGGGCUACGACCCUCUUGCACGAAAUGCUUGUCGGCUGCUAGGCGGUGUGAUCGUGCGGGCUCUAAGCAAUACAUUUUCCGCCAUGACCAUAAUCCAAGUAUUGCCACGAGUAAGAAGAAAGGGAAACGAAAGCGGAAGAGCCAGCUGCAGUGGAGCGAAGACCAGGACUGGGCAGAAGUGCAACCGAAUCUCAAGUUCAUAGACAAAAGUCAUGAUCUUGACUUUUUGGAAGGAUCCGAGAGUGACAACGAAGAUGAAAAUUACUCACCAUACAUUCCAGAUUGGCCAGUCACUGCGCUCGAAGGUUCGGAAUCUUUGUAUACAGAUGUAGUGACCCAGCACGAUCCCGUCAUGCGAGCCCAGGAAAAGUUUGGGACUCAAUUGCAAAGACCUCCUAUGUCAAUUAGCGAACUAGUCGCCAAUCAUGACGAAGAGAGAAGUCCAGAAUCAACCUAUAACCGACUUCCAUUCGGACCUCAAACACGGAGUCAGGAGAGCUCGUCCCCGCUACCAUGGACGCACUCGCCGAAGAGCUAUCUCUUUAUCCCUCCAUCGUUGGAAAGUUCGGAAUGUCUAUGGCCAUUGCAGACUCAAGACGAAGUAACAAUCCUGCAACACUUUAUGAGUGAUUUAUGUCCAUGGUUCGAUUAUUGUGAUAGAGACAGACAUUUCCAAAAUCUAGUCAUUCCAGCGUGUGCUACGGACCGAACGUUAUUUAACGCAGUACUCGCCGUCUCCGCCAGACAUCUUAGUCGUCAAGGCAAAGUAGAUCCGUACCUAGCAGACAGAUAUCAGCAGAAGUGUCUAGAAAAGCUCAUUCCAGAGUUCAAUGACCAAGACACGAUCCCGAACGAUCUAUUGUUCGCUGGGACUAUAGUUCUACGAGUGUUAGAUGAAAUGACAGAGGAUGAUCCCGCGAUCCGAUUUCAGGGGCACGGUCUUUCGACACAAAGCUUGAUACGUGGUCGGGAAGACUCACUCCAUGAAUCAUCUCUUCGCAUCAACUGUCUGCGCAUCGAACUACGGCAAGAAGUAAUCAUAUCAUUCAUGACCAGAAAACCAAUCGCAACAAUCGCCCAAUUCUGUGAUAUCGACCCUAGCCUUGAGCCAGCCGAUGACUGGACCUGGACAUACAGAAUCAUUGCAUGUCUUGCGGACUGCUUGAACUUAUGUUAUGGAGAGAAACGUGCAGAUGCUGUGGAGGAGUAUGGAAGACUGUCUGAAUAUGUUGCUGGUUGGGCAAGGCAGUAUCCUCCUACAUUCAGGCCGAUCGGAUCUUCAAAGUCAAAAAACGGAAGAACCGACACCCUCCCACAAAUCUGGUUUCUUAACGAUUGUCAUGUGGCGGCACACCAUUACUUCGGACUUUGCAGGAUUCUCCUUUUGACCCAUGACCCGACUAUCCCAUCCAUCGGCGUCGAUAGGAAAGUGAGAACUGAGUUCGUUGAUGAACAAAUUAGAGAGCAAGUUCGAUUACUCUGCGGUAUCGCUAUUUCCAAUCGCCAGCACGUUUGUGCGAUGCACACUGCUGGCGCUGCAAUCGCCAUGUGCGGAGAGCGCUUCACAGACCCUACUGAACAGCAAGUUUUACUGGAUAUAUUGAUUGAAGCACAAGCACAUGUCGCUUGGCCCUCGCUCAGAUUUGAAGAUAUUUUGAGGGGCGUUUGGGGGUUAUGAAGGCUUUGAUUCUCAGAAGAACAAUUCGAUACGAACUGCUAUGACAACCCGUCGUGUUUCU